AUGGUAGUGCAGAUCAAAGUUAUAGGUAAAUAUAAUAACUGGAAUAAUAGUCGUGUUCUUUUACAGCAAAACAACCGGUAGAUAUUCUGAGCGAACGUUGGGCGAACAGUUUGCAACUUCGGACCGAGAACAAAGUGACGCUACUGGCGUGGCGCGAGCUUGGGACAAUCCACCGUCGAGGUAUUUUUUGAGCAUUUUGGUUUUCAACAUAUGCGGAUGGUAAUUUCGGCUAGAGAGUCUUCUGGUAGGACCCUUAUGAAACUAUGGAAGUUAUGUGAAUAUUGUUUUCAGGACCUCUAGAAAACGUUUCCUUAGAUGGAUUUUCAGAAAAAAAAAACAAAAGACGUGGCGAAAGUUUGAGAAACUUGCUGAUCAGAGAUCAUGUCGAUCAAAACUACAAAAAUUAUGAAAACUCCUUUUUUUCUUCUGCCUAUUCAACAAGAAACAGCUCAAUAAUUUUUUCUUUGCCCGGAGUUCUACAGAAAUUAUUUAGAUGAAUUCAAAGGCAGCAAAAAGGAACAUUUAUAUAGAACCCUUUUCCACCCUAUCCGACUUUGCUUAUGCUAACGAUAUAAAAAAAAUCGGAAAAGUCUCAGUUCUGGUUUUUAUUUAAUACCAUCAUGCUAUUUAUUUUUUUGAUCGACUUUUUUGUGAAAUUCUACUAUGAUUGAUACUAUGCACCGGAGCAAUUUAAAUGGUUAUUUUGAAAUGACUUUUGCCGAAUCUGGUAGAUGGAUGAACUUGGAUUUGCAGGUCGUCAACGCCUUCACGGCUACCACUCGCCCCGGCAGUUUUACCCAACUUUGAAAUUGGAGAAAAGCGAAGCUGUAGGAGCUUUUUUAUUUUAAAAAAAGGCGAACUUCGUUUUUCGAGAUAAAUCUCGACGUGGCCACACCAUCUAUGGCCUGCUUGUUUUUGGCAUGGACACCUGACGGGAAGAGAAUGAUCGCCACAUGCAAUCUUCACAAGGUUUCGCCGUCUCUCCGACGUUUUAUUCCUAAUUCCACAGUGCUUCAGACCAUUCGUAUACUACGGUACAAAGGCGUCGAAGGAGGCAUGGGAAAGAAUGACGAGGCUCUUGUUAAGGUACUUUCCUGGCAUGCUAAAGAAAUUUCGGUUCGGUCGCGUUUUAAAAAUCGUCAUUUUUGAACAUUUUGAAAUUUUUUUUAGUUUCCAGUUGUUUGAGCGUCCAAAACAAGUAGAAUUCUCGAUUUUGGUGAGGUUUAAAGUUUCGAGAAAGCCAAAUAUUGGCUGCUGAUACGUUGAAACUGAUCAUAAUAUAAAGGAAUAGGUACUUUAAAACCAUUAACACCUUCAAAAAGCUCAAAAAACUUUUCAAAUUUUGAAAACUUGAAAAAAAUAGGCUUAAUUAAAUAGCGACCGAACCGACCGACUUUUACAGCCUACUUCCCUUCGGGGGGUUUUUUUUUAUUUCUCUUUUUCUUUUUUUUCUAAAACGUUGGUGCGCCAGUGUUGUCUUUGACCUAGGGUUUUCGUUUUUUCUAUUCUUUCUUAGGAUGAGGGGUCCCUAUGGGGGUAACCUUAGGGGCCCUUGUAGGGUCCCCUCUAAGAUUUUUUUCCUAAGUCGUAAUGUUUUUUUUUGUUGCGUUUUGUGAGACAUGGGCUUUAAAAAAAUGUAAUAUUAACCUUUGGAAGUACUUUUUUCUACUGUAAAGAAGGAAAUACAUAACUCUACUUUGUAGGGAAUUUUCGACGUAGAGCACGAUGUGAACCUCGUGUCGACGGCUGAGAAUGGUUUCGCGAUUCGUUCCGAACUGACUCUCUUCACCCAUGACUCGAAACAUUUGCUCAUCUGCACGAUGGGACACGUAAGCCUUUUCUGGAAUGAAGACGGAGCCUAGUAAUGAUCUAUAAACUACAUGCUGAUCGGGUGCCUCUACGGGUGUACCCGUAUUAAACCCGGGUUUCUGAGGCUAUUUGAGUCUCAGCUGUGCUAAAACGGGGGAACAACGAGUGUAAGGAGGAAUAGGUGACCCAGAUGUACUUAUUUCAGAAAUCAGUGACCCAACUGAUCUGUCAAUAAAUUGUUAUUAUUAUUAACUGGGCUAAAACCGUGCCUCAGCUGGGGUAAAAAUCUUCUCGGGCAAAGUCGGAAUGGUGGAUAAUGGCCGCUAAAAGGGAAAGGCUCAAAAAAGGCCGCAGAAAGAGUCCCUUUAUCGAGCCUUCCAUUUUUUCUGAGAUUUUAAAGGCUCAAGAAAUGGUGGAAAAAGGGAGAGGCACAAAAAAUGGUUCAUAAGAGCCGAUGAAAUGGCACAAGAAACCCUAAAAGGAACAUUUUUAUGGAGCCCUUUCCCGCCCUCUCCGACUUUGCCUAUGUAAACGGGUUUAAUACGGGCGCGCCCGAUGAGACCCCGCCUUAGCACGGCUAGGCAACCCUCAUCAGUAUGAGAGCUCAUGUUUCGAAUAUUUGAGUAAACCUUCGAAAAAACCACUUCCCUUUGAGGCUACCGAGCCUGUCGCUUUCCACCACGCCUAUCGGAGCAACGAGUCGUUCCCGAUCAAUAUCGCUCUAGACAUGUACUAUUUCCAUGUUAUUGACAUCGAGGUUUCCUUUCUUUCCUACUUUUCUCAUCUUCGUUUCUCAGGAGGGUAAAGUUUGUGGCGAACACCGGUUCAACGCCGACAAAAUUUCGUUGGUGAGCGGAGUUUCGCUGAACGAUCGGACUCUUCUCAUUCUUUCGCAGCAUCACCAGGUUCUUGAAUAACAUAAAAUAGAAAAAAAUCGGAAUAUUUCAUAUGAUUAAAAUAGACUCAAAAAUUUUGACAUACCAAGACGCUGAGAAAGACUAAGAAACUGACCGAUGAACGUGAAAAAUAUAUUCAGUAUAAUGAGAAUUGUCGCAUUUGGAAACUCCAUAAGCGUUUUUUCUAGGUUCUGACCGUAUUUUCGCUCUCUCAGGCGGGCGAUCUUUUCGUCGAGCGGGAAAUCGGUGCAAGUAUACACGAAGACGAUAGUUUGUUUCUAUGGUAGGGUCUCUUCUUCCUCUUCUCAGUCAAUCUCACGAUUCUUAGGCCUCAUGACCCUGGUACUUAUGUUGGUACCUUGUUCUACACCGGCUUCAAACAAAGGCUCACUACUUUUUUGUACAAAAGGGCUAAGGAACAGGGCGAUUUGGUCAAGUUCCAUCAGCGCAUGAUUUACAGGUUUGCAAGGGUUUUUUUUUGGUUUCGCACUGAUUUGAGACAAACAAAGGUUAAUUAGAAGGCUCGAAAAUUGCGAUAGUAUCUGCUUUUUUUCAGGGGGGGAUCAUUAUCGAUUAAAAACUUGAGUAAUCGAAUAAAGUAAAACAUAUAAUGCAGUCUCAACUAUUCAAAUGAAGUCAAAUAGUUUAUUUCGUUGUGUUUGCCAGAUGUAUUCGGCUAGGCGGUGAACAAGAACUUUCAAAGCUAUAAAGAACCGCCUUUGGCGAACUGGAAGUCAAAGCGUGUAGUUGAUAAAGUUGAAAUCAUGGUCUUACGGUCCUUCGCCCCGUUCUUCUGCGCGUAUUUUAUUCAGUUGCGCCUUGACGAGCUCAGAAUGUAGUGAAAGUAGUGUUAGAGUCCGGACCAAGAAUUUUUGAAGCCAUAACGAACAACCGCCUUGGCCGCCAAGCCAAGGGCUGCCUUCCUAAUCAUCUACCUCUGAAAGUUAGAAAGGAAAAAUGUGAUGAUUAUUACAGGCAAAAUCUGCGUAUGAUGCGUGCCCAACUGCUCGGCGGAAGAUAUGUUUUCCUUCGAAUGGCAACAAGUGAGUUGUCCAUUUUGAUGAGACUAGCUUUCUUUUUCUCGAAAUUUACCCCCCCCCCCCCUUCCUCUUGCAACAUCGCCAUAGCAUCCCGGUAUUGCAAAAAUAAAAUGAUCGAGUUGAGAGCCUCCCAACGGACACGUGGACUACUCCUCCCAGCCUUGCUUCUUCGUUCUCUUCGACUGGAGGACCGUCGAAAUCAUCGACGUCUUCGAGGAGGUCUCUGCACCUCCGCUGCCAGUCGCGCAACGCUUUCUUGCAGUACGACGCACGGCUUCUGCUCUUCUUCGAGGGCGCCAUCGACGAAAUGGUCCAUCCGUCGCAGACCUAUUUCACUGACGCGCCGCUCACUUUCCGCCAUAAUUAUUUCGCCCAUCUCAAUUAUCAACGGAGUAAAUCCAAAGAAAGCAAGUCAGGUUCGAAAAUCUCCUAAAUAAAUCCCAAUGAAUUUUUGAUUGUUCAGAAGUUGUCUCGGGCGAAGUUUGCCGUCGAUUGCUCAAUCCUCUGCCUCUUUAUUGUACACAGGUACUUUUCACGAGUUUCCUCUCAAAGUUAAGGUUGAAGAAGCCUAUCGAGCAAAUGUUUCGAUUAUUUCUUACAGAGUCGGAAUUUUAUUUGUGAUAUCCUCUGAUUCUGAUGUUAAAUUGGGGUGAAAUGAUAUUUUUUGAUUUUGAAGCGUUUUUCGAAAAGUAUUUUCUGUCCCUUGACGAGUUGCUCUUGGUUGUAUUCACGAAACGUUGAACCACUAGAAAUUCAAAAAUUGAAAGAUUAUCUGCUGGGGCAUCUCUGAUAUUUAGUGAGCAGAAACCAAUCAUAUUCCAUGUAUUUUUUUGAAGAUUUGAAAUUUUUUUGCAUUGAACGAAGGGUUGUGAAAAAAAGUUGUUAAAGUACAAAGUUCUGAAAAAAGGUGAAAAAGUUCAAAAUAUCUAGAGAAAAGAGAACACGCUGGCGGUUUUGCUUUGAUCUUUUCUUUUGGUUAACCGCGAUAUCGCAUUUUUGCAAGUUUAUGUUUUUUUUUGAGUGCUGUGCGAAGGAAAUGCGUCUGGCGCGGCGUCGAAGCGGUUCAUUUGCGAUUUUGUCAAUGUACCGCUCAUAAAUAAGCUAACUAACAAAUUUUUGGGACGUCAUCACGAACACCCCAUGAAAAAACAUCGCAGAAAUAUUUCCAUGUGAAGUGACUUUUAGAGUUGCGUUAAAAUUUGAUUGGGACUGAUAUUUUUUUCGCGAGCUACAGGAAGUAGCUACGUGUCAGUCCACUGAAAGCUAUCACUUUACGGCUUGCCCCCGUAUCCCCCCAAAAGCGUUAAUCGAUCUGAUUUCAAUGUUAAUUCACAUUAUGAGUUGAGUUCAUUUUAAGCUACAUAAGAAGCCUUCUGAAUAAAUAGGGGUACGAAUGUACCCUGUUAGCUUAUGUAUGGCACCGCCUCCUAUCUUGCUUUUCCGGACUAGUGUUAUUUUUAAUGAUAUUGAGCUCUAGAUCUGUGAACUUUCCUGUAACCAGAAUGUUUUUGAAGGGAAAAGAUUCCAGGUCUCAGUCGCUUCGCCGUUUCUGGACCCUUACCUGUUCUCCAUCGACGAGUCCUUCUUCCGGAGCGUACUUGGCGGUCGCGUGCAAGUGCGACUCGACGCGCCGGGAGGCAACCAACUGCCGGCGAACCCCGUCCAGUCAGUUGCGCUGUUGUAAUCACCGCGGAUCGAUGCCUGCCUUCAGGUAUUUCAGCCGCAGAACGGGCCGUUUGCUCUUCUCGUUCCAACUGCCUUCCAGAAGCUCCGGAAAACAGGUAAACUUGCUAAGUUGCCUUUUUCCCAUUUUUCAUUUUUCGAUCUGUCUCCUAUACCAUCCAACGGAUCCGCUUUUCAUCGGUGUCGAAAGGUCGAAGCCUGAGAACAAAAUUUUUGUGUAUAUGCCUCGUUCGGUUCGUUUUUUACAUCUAUCUUUAAGCUGUGUUCAAAGUGAUUUCCGCGAAAUUCACUAAUAUCUUUGACUCUCCAGAAUUUAGUUAUCUUUUUCUUACUCUGACGGCUAUUUUGGAUUUCGCGGAAACACUUUGAACGCUGCCAAGAUCUCUCAUUUUUUAUCAAUGAAAAAAACUUCAGGACGACGAAUUGCCGCAAGAGCCCUCCGACGACUUUUAA
Molecule: messenger RNA, 5881 nt
Organism: Caenorhabditis auriculariae
Lineage: Eukaryota; Metazoa; Nematoda; Chromadorea; Rhabditida; Rhabditidae
Source: the annotation of a GenBank genome assembly